AAUUUCAUGUUGGUGUGUGCUUCCUGACUGUCCUUUGUGCCUUGUGAGGAGUGCUGAUCGCAAUAUGUCUUCAGGACAUGCCAAAAUUGGGCACCAUGCCCCCCAGUUCAAAGCAACUGCUGUAAUGCCAGAUGGUCAGUUCAAAGAUAUCAGCCUAUCUGACUACAAAGGAAAAUAUGUUGUGUUCUUCUUUUACCCUCUUGACUUCACCUUUGUGUGCCCCACGGAAAUCAUUGCUUUCAGUGAUAGGGCAGAAGAAUUUAAGAAACUCAACUGCCAAGUGAUUGGUGCUUCUGUGGAUUCUCACUUCUGUCACCUGGCAUGGAUCAAGACACCCAGGAAACAAGGAGGACUGGGACCCAUGAACAUUCCCUUGAUAUCAGACCCCAAGCGCACCAUUGCUCAGGACUAUGGGGUCUUAAAGGCUGAUGAAGGCAUCUCAUUCAGGGGCCUUUUUAUUAUUGAUGAUAAAGGUAUCCUUCGACAGAUCACCAUAAAUGACCUUCCUGUUGGCCGUUCUGUGGAUGAGACACUGAGACUAGUUCAGGCCUUCCAGUUUACUGACAAACAUGGGGAAGUGUGCCCAGCUGGCUGGAAGCCUGGCAGUGAUACCAUCAAGCCUGAUGUCCAGAAGAGCAAAGAAUAUUUCUCUAAGCAGAAGUGAGCACUGGGCCAUCUUAGGGCGAGGCUGCAGUAGGUGGCCAUGAGAACAAAACCUCUUUUGUACUAUUGUUAUGCUUAAAACACAAGACCUUGCACUCAGCCCAGAUGUGGUGUGGGACAGGACAGGCCUUUCCUGCAGGGGUUGGGGAGGCCAGCCUUUCUUCCUCUGGAGGGAAUGGCCUGAGCUGUAUUAUGGGGCAGGCAAACUGAUGUGUAUAGUAGUAGGGUAUCACUUUCAGUCUUUUGUAGUUUGAUUAAACUUGAGCUGAGAAAAAAAA
Molecule: messenger RNA, 941 nt
Organism: Mesoplodon densirostris (Blainville's beaked whale)
Lineage: Eukaryota; Metazoa; Chordata; Mammalia; Artiodactyla; Ziphiidae
Product: peroxiredoxin-1-like
Exons: 1
Coding region: 65-664 (199 amino acids)
Biological process (GO): response to oxidative stress; leukocyte activation; removal of superoxide radicals
Cellular component (GO): cytosol
Molecular function (GO): thioredoxin peroxidase activity
Source: RefSeq, a predicted model, not a curated record